Molecule: messenger RNA, 2059 nt
Organism: Cicer arietinum (chickpea)
Lineage: Eukaryota; Viridiplantae; Streptophyta; Magnoliopsida; Fabales; Fabaceae
Product: rust resistance kinase Lr10-like
Biological process (GO): protein phosphorylation
Molecular function (GO): protein kinase activity; polysaccharide binding; ATP binding
Source: RefSeq, a predicted model, not a curated record
GAGAGUUAUUAAGCUUUUAUUGAAAAAAUCCUAUAAACAGAGUCAAAGACAGAGUACCAAAUAAUCAAGUUGAACAUAAUGAAUAUGUGGUUGUUGUUGUUGUUGUUCAUGGUUUACUUUGUUGUUGUAAUAACACCAACAGUAACUAAUUGUCCAGAUUCUUCAUCAUGCGGAAACCAAGUUAUUAAGUUCCCUUUCCAAAUUAAAAACCACUAUCCAACAAUUUCACCCUUAUGUAGCUACCCAGCCUUUGAUUUUGAUUUAUUUUGUUCAUCAAAUAACGAAACUAUGAUUGAACUCCCUCACAAAAUAAAACUAUAUGUCAAAAAUAUUAACUACAAACACCAAACUAUUCAACUAUAUGAUCCACAAAAUUGUCUUUACAAACAAAUCCACAAUCUCAAUCUUUCAACCUCUCAUUUCAAGUACUUAAAAAACAACCAUGAUGAUUUUGUUGAUAAUUAUCACUUUUUCAAUUGUUCAGUUUUGAUUAGAAAUGAGUUAUAUUUGUAUUUAGUUAGUUGUUUAAGCACAUCAACCUCUCAAAUAUAUGCUAUACCUUCUAGUACUCUUGUCGAUAACCUUCCACUCACUUUUUGCACCAAAAUGUUUAAUGUUUCAUUCAAUUCUUUUGGUUUUGUUCCAGAUAAAAACAUCAUUCGUUUGAUGUGGUCUGAGCCUAAUUGUAAACAUUGUGAAUCAAAGGGAAAAAGAUGUGGCUUGAAUAAUACUGCCAGCAAGGAAGUGUAUUGUUUCCACAAAAACAAACAAGGUUCAUCAACUGCUCUAGUCACCACAGGUUCAAUUCUAGGAUCAUUGUUUUUUAUCUUGCUGACUGGUGCAAUCUACCAUAUUUAUGACUCUUACAUAUUGAAGAAAGAAAAAGAAGCAAUUAUAGAAAAGUUUUUGAAAGACUAUAGAGCUCUUAAGCCCACUAGAUACUCUUAUAUAGAAAUUAAGAGAAUCACAAAUAAUUUUGGGGACAAGUUAGGACAAGGAGCUUAUGGUAAUGUGUAUAAAGGAAACAUUUCCAAAGAAUUUAUUGUUGCUGUGAAGAUACUAAAUGUUUCUCUAGGAAAUGGGCAAGACUUCCUCAAUGAAGUUGGUACAAUGGGUAGAAUCCACCAUGUUAACAUUGUUAGAUUGAUCGGUUUUUGUGCCGAUGGCUUUAAAAGAGCUCUUAUUUAUGAGUUUUUGCCAAAUGGUUCGUUGCAGAAGUUCAUAAAUUCACCGGAAAACAAGAAAAACUUCCUUGGUUGGAAAAAGUUGCACGAAGUUGCUUUAGGAAUAGCUAAAGGAAUUGAGUAUCUUCAUCAAGGUUGUGAUCAACGCAUUCUCCAUUUCGAUAUCAAACCACAAAAUGUGUUACUUGACCAUAAUUUUAUUCCAAAAAUUUGUGAUUUCGGUCUAGCUAAAUUAUGUUCAAGGGAUCAAAGCGUAGUGUCAAUGACCGCAGCUAGAGGAACUUUGGGCUACAUUGCUCCCGAAGUUUUUUCAAGGAACUUCGGAAAGGUGUCUUACAAAUCAGAUGUUUAUAGUUAUGGAAUGAUGUUGCUUGAAACAAUAGGAGGGAGGAAGAUCACAGAGGACUUGGAGGAAAACACUAGUCAUGUUCACUAUCCAGAAUGGAUUUAUAAUCUUUUAGAUGAUCAAGAUGAAAUGAGAAUUCAUGUUGAUGAUGAAGAGGAUGCAAAAGUUGCAAGAAAAAUGGCUACUGUGGGACUUUGGUGCAUUCAGUGGCAUGCUAUGGACAGACCAUCAAUGCAAAUGGUGAUUCAAAUGUUUGAGGGAGAUGUAGACAAAACUCCAAUACCUCCCAAUCCUUUUGCUUCUCAAACUAGACGACCUAGGAGAAAUGGUGCAAUUGCAACUACUAGACAACUAACCCAAGAUUUAGAUAUAAUUGAAGAGGUAGAUUGACUUAAAAUUGUGCAAUAUGUGAUACUUCAUUUUUACUUUCUCUUUCAGUUUACCAUACUCUGAGACAGCUUUGCAUUAGUACAAAUAAAUGUUCGUUAAUGUUUACUAGAUUUUUAUGCAAUUUGACACUUGUCCACAA